UUGCCGCGGGGCGUGGUUCCGUCGGCUGUUCGUUCUGUUCUUAUAGGUUCAGACAAAGAAAACAGAAACAUGUAGAUCAUGGAAGCUGAAUCACGACCAGGGAAAAGAAGCAGGAGCUCUGUCUUGGACACUUCACCUAAGAGUGACGGCGAAGGACGCAACGAGAGGAAUUAAGUCAUUACAAAAACCCCUUUGACGCCCACACCACCCGUUGACCUGAGAGCGUCCCGCAGCCUGAGCCAUGGAGGACGAGGUGGCGAGGAGCUUCCUGGGCAGGUUUGUGCAGGAGUUCCCGGCUGCUCUGGAUGAAGGGAGCCCGUUGCCCGUCAGCGCCCUGAGCCGCAGAGUGUCUGUGGAGGAGCUGCACGGCGAGAGCCUGGAGCUGGGCCUGCGUCUGCUGACGGCCAGGGGCGCCUCUGCCGGCCUCGCGGCCCUCUUGUGCCAUGAAGCCUAUUCCCAGCUGCUUCAGAAUGACCUGUCACCUUUCUACAUCCCACAGGACGCGGACGCCGACCAGGAAGAUAAAAAGGAACUCAAAUUGCUUCAGUCUGAGUCCGUCCAGCGCCUCUUCCUGAACACGCUGAUAAAUGUAGCUCUGUCAUGGCAUCAAAACAUCCCCAGCGACCUCUGCCCGUCCCGAUGGCUGCCCUGCUCCACUCACGCCAUCAAGAACACUCGGCGGAAAAUGGAGGACAAACACGUGGCUCUAGCAGAGUUCAACCAGCUCUUUGGCAUCCAGGAUGGCGUGGAGAGGGCCUACUAUGCGGUGUUUGACGGCCACGGAGGCGUGGACGCGGCCACCUACGCCGCCACACACCUCCACGUUGCUCUCAGCAAACAGGAGACACUGAGGAGCGAUGCAGCCGCGGCCUUUAAAGUCGCCUUUCAACACACUGAUGACAUGUUCAGAAGCAAAGUCCAGAGAGAGCGUCUCCGGAGCGGCUCCACGGGUGUGGCGGUGCUGAUCCAGGGUCAGGAGCUGACGGUGGCCUGGCUGGGAGACUCUCAGGCAGUACUGGUGAGAAAGGGAGAAGCUGUAACGGUCAUGGAGCCUCAUAAGCCAGAGAGAGAGGAUGAGAAGCAGAGGAUUGAGGACCUGGGGGGCUGUAUAACCUUCAUGGGCUGCUGGCGUGUGAAUGGCACUUAUGCCGUGUCCAGAGCUAUAGGUGACUUUGACCAGAAGCCCUACGUGUCCGGAGACGCAGACUGCACCGUGACCCGGCUCCACGGGGAUGAGGACUACGUGCUGCUGGCGUGUGACGGCUUCUUCGAUGCAGUCAGACCUUCGAUGGUUCCAGAGCUGGUCCUGAACGCGCUCCAGCAGCCGGUUGAUCCUGAAGAAGGAGCCGGCGCUUCGCUGAACCAGACGGAGGAGGCAGUUGGGCCCAGAGUGGCUCAGCGCCUGGUAGCCCACGCUAAAGCAGCUGGUUCCAGUGAUAACAUCACCGUGAUGGUGGUUUUCCUGCGGCCUCCGGGGCAGCUGCUCUCUCAGGUCUCCAUGACGGGAACUGCAGAAGCUGCUCUGGACUCCACGUCCCAAGAUGCAGUGCCCCAGUGAAGGAGCUCUGGGCCCGACCCCACUUUGCUCAGCUACUGCCAGUGUUUGAGCCUUUCCAGGCUUUGGUGAGUGUAGUGGUUGUGUUUGAAGCAGAUGGAGCCUCCGGUGCUGGUGUGGUGGAGGUUGGUUUGCUGUGUUGGUUACUCACAUGUUCAUCAUGCGUGGUGUCACUUCUGUCUGUGUGUCAGAGCUAAACCUUGAGUCUAAAUGUCGGAGCUCUGGCCAACAUAUUCAUUAUGGACAGAAGGCUGACGCGGAUCUGAAACUUUGGUAACAUAUUAACACAUAAAACACAGCUUUUAUCAUAAACUGAUGUCAGAGUGAAAUCAAAGUAUUAACGCUUUGUCCUUUUAACAGUGAAGCCGUACAAUGUAAUCGCUACUGAAUGUUUAGCGCUGGUUAAGUGUGUCGCCUUCAUACAUCUAGUACAUGGGUUGAAAUGAAGUCUUAUUUUUUUAGUUGCUUUCACACGUCUGCUUCCUGCUGACUCCACGCUCUCCUAGAAGACUGUUACUCCUUUUACUUCAGUAUUACAAGCAGCUGCUGGUUCAUACUGGUGCUACCAACCUCACUGUGCCUGUGGCAGCCAUGAUUCUGGCUUCCUUUACUGCAGCUUUAACGUCCUGGGAGGGAGCUUGAACUUUCUUCAGUUUCACAUGAGUUUGUUUGUUACAAGUAGUGAUUUGGAUGAACCCAGCAAACAUCACAACAGGUGAACAACUAUUGGGCAUCACAGCGCAGUGGAUGCUCUACGCUCAGUAUUUGUGACUUUACCGUGUCCUCAUCACUUCUUACAGUAUUAACAACACAUCAGCUAUAACAUAUGAGCACACUUCCUGUUUCACACAUGACUUCAUGCAUAUGAUGUAUCAGCAGCUGAAUAAAAAGGUGAACACA
Molecule: messenger RNA, 2455 nt
Organism: Betta splendens (Siamese fighting fish)
Lineage: Eukaryota; Metazoa; Chordata; Actinopteri; Anabantiformes; Osphronemidae
Gene: ppm1f
Product: protein phosphatase, Mg2+/Mn2+ dependent, 1F
Exons: 8
Coding region: 242-1558 (438 amino acids)
Biological process (GO): protein dephosphorylation; negative regulation of protein kinase activity
Cellular component (GO): cytosol
Molecular function (GO): protein serine/threonine phosphatase activity; cation binding
Source: RefSeq, a predicted model, not a curated record